Trachemys scripta elegans is the source of this 1163-nucleotide messenger RNA. RefSeq names its product F-box/WD repeat-containing protein 7-like. NCBI's taxonomy places the organism in Eukaryota, Metazoa, Chordata, Testudines, Emydidae. Gene Ontology annotation, molecular function: protein binding. The coding region runs from base 126 to 1163 and encodes 345 amino acids. The record is from RefSeq and is a predicted model, not a curated record. The transcript has 6 exons.
UCUGCCCAACGCCAUGCUGAGUCCUGCUUGUUCCCUGGCAGGAGCUGAAGGGCUUCAACUCGCUGGAUGACCUGCUGCAUGUCAAGGGCAUUACCACCCGCAUCCUGGAGCUGAACAGCCAGCGCAUGACCUGCAGGAGGAGGCCAAGCAGCGAGGAGGCCCCUGGCGGGAGCCCUAGCCAACAGGAGCAGGAUGCCCCUGUGCCUCAGGUGCUGGCUGAGGAGGAGAAUGGCGUCCAGGCUGCCUGGGAGUCGGAGGAAUCGGAUUGCUCAGGUGUUGAAGGGGGUUCUGGUCCAGAGUCUGAUAGCUCCAGAGUGCGGGUGGGGCAGGAGCCCGAGGAGCCGGCCGGCCUUGGAGGGCAUGGGCGGCUGGAGCCCGCCAGCUCCAGAGUCUGUGGGGCGCAGGAGGAGGAGGAGGAGGAGGAGGGGAGCUGCUGCAGCGAUGAAGGGGAGGAUGGCAGUGACGUCUAUUUCUAUUACACCAUUGGCGAGCGCUGGAUUGACUAUCUGGAGAGGACCGAGGAGGGCAGCCUCAUCCGACACGUGCGGCCAAAGAUGAAGCGGAAGUCGGAGAACGGCCUGGACAGCAGGGCCCUGUCCCCUGGCAAGAAGCUCUGCAAGGGCUCCGAGUACAGCAGGACACUGGGCCCCUGCAUUCCCAGCCCCACCACCACCUUUGGGGACCUGCGCAAUGCCAAGCCAGGCCAGGGCCGCCGGCGCCGCAUCCCCUCGGUCGCCCCGCCCCCGGAGCUGCAGGACUGGCUCCGCACCUUUCAGAGGUGGAGCGGCCCGGAGAAGCUGCUGGCCCUGGACGAGCUCAUCGACCGCUGCGAGCCCUCCCAGAUCAAGUACAUGAUGCAGGUGAUCGAGCCACAGUUCCAGAGAGACUUCAUCUCCCUGCUGCCCAAGGAGCUGGCGCUCUACGUCCUGUCCUUCCUGGAGCCCCGGGACCUGCUCCGCGCCGCCCAGACCUGCCGCUACUGGAGGGUCCUGGCUGAGGACAACCUACUGUGGAGGGAGAAGUGCCGGGACGAAGGUAGGAGCUCCGCCCCCUUCCAGGCUCCGCCCCCCGCCGAGCCACUCCCUCUCCCUGCAGGAGGCAAAGCGGGUCUGGGCCCUACAGGCUCCUGGCACCCACUCCUGCAGGAGCCGCCCCCGCCCUGA